AUGGUCAGCUCCCUUAUGGAGUCAGAUGGUAGUUGGAAUAUGGAAAGGAUCCGACUCUUGUUCAACAGGGACACAGUUAACAACAUCUGCAAGAUACCAUGCACCAACAGAAACCUUGAUCACAAACUUAUUUGGAUUGGAAAUUCCAAUGGGUGCUUCUCAGUCAAAUCAGCUUACAAGAUGGAAUUCUAUGAUAAAGGUGUCGUUUCUCAAUGGUGGAAGCAUAUUUGGACUUCCAAAAUACAUGAGAGAUUGAAAUUUUUUCUCUGGAAGUUAGCCAACAAUGGCCUCACCACUGCGUCCAAUCUUCUGUCUAGAAACAUGGUUAUAAAUCGAAGAGAUUGUGUUCAUGGUUGUGGACAACUUGAAUCUAGUUGGCACCUGUUUUUCCUCUGCCAGAUAACCAGAGCUCUAUGGUUUGCUAUGCCUUCGAGCAUUAAGUGGGAUAGCCUUCAGGAUAAAUCCCUCAAACAGAAGUUAAAUUUGCUAAUCAAUCCUUCUGGAACUCUCCCGACAAAUGUUCUCUCUAGCAUCCCCUAUGGACAGGUUGAAAAGGCUAAAGCCAUAUUAUCGCAGACACGGACUGAAGGCAUGGCUACUCAUUCCAACAAUACGCUAUGGGAAAAACCUCCAUGCCAGUCCAUAAAAAUUAACACAGAUGCUGCAGUAAAAGAAGGCAAAUCUAUGAUAGGAGUUGUGGCUCGAAAUCACUUGGGUGAAGUCCAGAAAAUAAAGGCUGUGAGGCUACAAUCAGACAUACCGGAACUAGCAGAAGCGUUUGGAGUUUUACAGGGUCUGAAGUUAGCUAGUAAAGAAGGCUGGUCCAAGGUUUGGUGUCAGUCAGAUGCUAGGAACGUGAUCACCAAAAUCAACAACCCAACUGGUCAAAAUACUCAUUGGGCUGCUGAAGGAAUUUUCACAGAUAUUGUUCGAUUGAAGCAUCAAUGUCUGGUUCACUUGGUCUCCUAG
This is a messenger RNA of Ziziphus jujuba (common jujube), 969 nucleotides long. RefSeq lists its product as uncharacterized. Lineage: Eukaryota; Viridiplantae; Streptophyta; Magnoliopsida; Rosales; Rhamnaceae. The coding region runs from base 1 to 969 and encodes 322 amino acids. The transcript has 2 exons. The record is from RefSeq and is a predicted model, not a curated record. Gene Ontology annotation, molecular function: nucleic acid binding; RNA-DNA hybrid ribonuclease activity.